AAAUCUGCUGCCGGCACACAAAUACUUCUCGCCUAUGAACUGCUCCAAGGAGGCCUCGACCUCCCGACCAAUCCCCGGCUUCCUGGUGGACGCGGCACGCCUCUUCUCGCUGGAGCACAACCAAACGAGCAAUGGCGGCAGUAGCUCCGCCUACCACUUCAACACGCACAUGUUCCCCAUGAUAGACUUGUGCACAGUCGAAUUGCCCGAGACGGAAAUCGCCGAGGCUGUGCUCUAUCAUAAUGCCAAGUUCGCGCUGGAAAGGCAGCUGUUGACUGUCGUGAGGAAUAACAGCAUUACGUCAGCUGACGUCAUGGACGACAACAGGCAUAGGAUCAGGCAUCAGAAUCAUCAUAG
Nilaparvata lugens (brown planthopper) is the source of this 357-nucleotide messenger RNA. RefSeq lists its product as uncharacterized. NCBI's taxonomy places the organism in Eukaryota, Metazoa, Arthropoda, Insecta, Hemiptera, Delphacidae. The record is from RefSeq and is a predicted model, not a curated record. The annotation marks the transcript as partial. The transcript is spliced from 2 exons.